This is a messenger RNA of Mucor mucedo, 1808 nucleotides long. RefSeq lists its product as uncharacterized. The record is from RefSeq and is a predicted model, not a curated record. The annotation marks the transcript as partial. The transcript has 4 exons. NCBI's taxonomy places the organism in Eukaryota, Fungi, Mucoromycota, Mucoromycetes, Mucorales, Mucoraceae.
AAUCGAACUACUUUUAUAUAUUUACGCGAAAUCCUCCGUCCUUCAGAUUUUAUUUCUAAGCACAAGAAGAAUAUUAGUGCCGGCCUCUUAAAAGAGUUGCCGGGCAUCGUCAAAACACUUUGCCAAUAUGCAUGUAAGAAUAUCACAAUCAUCUUGGAGACACAUGCAUCCAAAGAACAUGUCAAAAGAAUCAUCGAUACGAGCACUGGACUCUCCACCAUCGAAGCAUUCUUAAAAACCGGUCUUUCGGAUGCUUCACCUAUUGUAAGGGAAUCCUGUAGAGUAUUAUUCAAGACAUAUAAUGAGUUAUGGCCUGACAACGCUGGCACACUUUGUCAAUCAUUGGACUCAGCUACUCAAAAACAGUUACAAAAGACGGUACCCGUUCUGCGAUCUGUUAGAGCAUCCACCGCAUCACCAAAUACACGAACUGGAUCUCAAACACCCUCACCCACCACCUCCAAAGCGAAAGCGGCGAAAGAGGCUAAAGAGGCUAAAGAGGCUAAAGAGGCCAAAGCAGCUAAAGCGGCCAAAGCAGCUAAAGCGGCCAAAGAAAUGAACAAGUCUGCCGAGGAAGCGUCUUUUUUGCUUGGGAUGCUCAAGGACGACGACCCACAGGUCCAAUGUAACGGCCUAAGAAUAUUGGCAUCUAGAUUAAAGAUAGUAGAAUACUCGCCAACAUCUGCUGGUGCCAAUUUACUGGCUAAUGUACCGAACAAGAUGGAUUUUCUGAAUAUUCUGAUGGAUUUGUUGACAAGGAAUGAUCGGGAUAGAGCAGUGUAUGAGGCCUUAAUGAAAUGGGAAAGUAUCGCAGGUAUUUUUACGUAUAUCAUGGCAUUCAACUACUACUGCCCAACGCUUGUGAUUGCUGCACAUCAACGACUUGAAAAACCAGCCAAAAUCACUGAAAUCAAUCAGAUAUACAGCAAAAAAUUAAAACGCGUAAAAAUGUUUUUAAAGCGAAAUGGUCUCUUGUUGGCUAAACGAUUAUUGGACAUGCUGGAAUCACUUAAAGGCGAUCAAAAACUGUUAGAUGCAAGCGUCAAGCAAGACUUUUUAUUGAAUCCAUCCUACAAGCAGGCCUUGCAAUGUGGUUUAUUAGCUUGGAUGAACUAUAUCUUGGGAGAUUAUGUUGGUUUGGUAGAGGAUGAGGAUCCCGAGACAUUGAAAGAAGGUGAAGGUUUCUUGGAUAUCGUGAACGGUGGAUCGUGUGCUGAAGAAUGGUUUGAUUCCUCACAGAACAUUCAGUCUUAUGUCGCUUUUGUUAUUGGAUCAUUGUUGGAUACAAGCAGUCUGGAAGAAUCGUAUCCUUUACUCUGUAGCAUGGCCCAAAAAUUAAAAUUGGCAAAUCCUAGAGUAUUUGCUAAUGAGACCGUCAAUUCUGAAAAUCAGGUACGCAUUGAGACUGCCUUGAUGCCAUCCGUGAUUACAGACAAGAAGCCCUUGGCACGCUCUGCUCCUUUCGACGAUGAUUUGCACGUUGAGAAAAAACGACGUCAAAUCUCUGCAUAAUGAAGGAACCAAUACUGCGUAGAACUCAAACGAAUCAUAACAACAAAGAGAAGAACAAUAUAACUAUUAAUGCGUAUAAAAAUAGGAAUUACUGUCACCCUUGAACAAAUCACCGCAGCCAUUGCUAGCGACAUCAACACCAAUUAUAAAAACAUGGUUGCUAAACGAUACAAGACCUUGGGUCUCACUCUUGUCAAAGCACGCAAUAUCGAAACCCUUCGUUGGACCGAUGGUGGUAAAGUACUCAUCAGUCAUAGACAGGGUCAAAAAUUCUAUUAUAAGGAAGCGGAGAAAGA